AUGAGUAUCGAUUCUAAUUCGUCUGCCAAACGAUUUAACUUAGAAAGAGCUUCAAAUUUUAUGAGGCAAUUUCGAGAUCCAGACUCCAGAGAACUAAAGAAACUUUCUGCCAACCAAUUCAUGGAAGUUUGGAGCCAUUACGACAGAGAUGUAUUUAAUACUGGAUGUUGGUUCAAAGCCUCGUUCUGCUUAGGUACAGUAAAAAAAUGUAUAUCUUCUGUUUUUUGUUACGUUUCAGAAACAACUUCGUUAUAA
This is a messenger RNA of Arctia plantaginis, 255 nucleotides long. NCBI's taxonomy places the organism in Eukaryota, Metazoa, Arthropoda, Insecta, Lepidoptera, Erebidae. The record is from the annotation of a GenBank genome assembly.